CCUGUUUUUUUAAGUCUCCUAUUAGGAGCUAAAUGACGACUUUGUGAACAGAAAAAUACAUUUCUGUAAGUGUAAUGUAGCUUUGUUCUUCUUGUAAAGGAACCAAACUUUCUUCCAUUCAUUUUAAUUUCCUUUUCUCCUUUUCUUUUUUUGACAAAGUCAAUAGACUCAAAUUCACACAUUAAAUAUAAAUAAAUAAACACCCUCUUCAUGCGUCCACCAAUGAAAAAAUAAAAAACUUUACUCCUUGAAAAUAUUCUAUAUAUAUAUAUAUAUAUAUAUAUAGCUAAAUUAAGCAACGAGAGACAAACACACACACUCUCUCUCUAUCUUACACUUUUUUUAACACCCUCCAUAACUCUCUUUCUUUGUGUUUGUAUCCCUCUCUGUCUCUCUCUGUGUUUUCUGUCUGUGAAAACACCAAGAGGAUUACAAGAAUAUAAUCUGCUCUUCUUGUUGGCUCAGCUCUCUGUGUAAAGAGAGUAAUUAAAGAAUCAAGAUUCAAGAAUAUCAAGAAUCAAGAAUCAAGAAAAGAAGGGCAAGAAUCAAAAGGAACAUGGGUAAUGGGUACAAUCACCACCAAAACUUUCAACUCUACCAUAAAUCCACAUUCUUGCCUAUGUUAUGUUCAAGACCAUCUAUCAAAGAUGUUUGUGUUCCCAACAAAUUGGAAGAUAGAUCUAUGUCCUUCUCUAGUGAACCUUUAUCGCCAAAGAUUGGUUGCAUGGGUCAGGUCAAGAAACACAACAAGAUAAUUGGCUUUCCUACUUCCUCUUCUUCUUCAUCAUCUUCUAACAAGAUCACCUUCACAACAAGAAACGACAUUCCUUCUGUUAAGUACUUUAAGCUCAAGAGAAUCUUUUCUGGUAAGAAUAAUUUCACUAGCACCAUUUCCACCACUAGUUGUAGAAGAAGAGGACUGACCUUGGAUGGUGCAAAAGGAAUGCCCAAGAUUGAAGAUAGUAAAGAGAAUUCAGUUUCUAUUAAUAUUGCAGAAAUGGAUCCUCCUUUGCCUGUUAUCAAAAAAGUGCAUAAGCCAAAUGGAGCAGGAGAAGAAGAAACUCUGUGGAAGAGAAGAUCUGGUGGGGUUCCACUGAAAAAUUUGCAGUUGAAACAGAUUCAACUUAAUAGACAAAAUUUUGCACCAACUACUGUUUGAGAGGUAAAUAAUUAGGACAUGUAAAUGGGUUUAUUUUUAAUUUGAAUUUUGUUAUUAAUUGAUCAAUUUCAAUGUUAUAAAAGCAAUCGAAUUACGGUGAUGCUAUAAAGGAUAUGUACAUGAACAUGAAUAGAUAUGAAUAUAUAUCUAAAUGGCUAUAAGAUCUAGUUUGUUACUAUUA
This is a messenger RNA of Jatropha curcas, 1340 nucleotides long. Its product is annotated as myotubularin-like protein. NCBI's taxonomy places the organism in Eukaryota, Viridiplantae, Streptophyta, Magnoliopsida, Malpighiales, Euphorbiaceae. The record is from RefSeq and is a predicted model, not a curated record.